Messenger RNA from Trifolium pratense (red clover), 2144 nucleotides. RefSeq lists its product as uncharacterized. The coding region runs from base 47 to 1132 and encodes 361 amino acids. The transcript is spliced from 2 exons. Lineage: Eukaryota; Viridiplantae; Streptophyta; Magnoliopsida; Fabales; Fabaceae. The record is from RefSeq and is a predicted model, not a curated record.
UAUAUAAGAGCCAUCAUUGUACUAUUUUCAUCAUCUUUUAUCAAAUAUGAAUCCUUAUGAUUUUUACUAUCUUGAAGACUUUCUAAAGUUUUCUCCAUUUUCUCCAAACCAUGGAAAUCUUAACAUGGUAUCAUCGCCUCGGUUUCGAUCAUCGAGAAUCCGUCCCGCUUCCGCCAUUGUACCGAUACCGGAGAAUCCCUCCAUUGCUUACCACAAAGAAAUUUACACUGUACUUUUUGAUCCACCUUCAUUUCUAAUGGUUCACUCCAUUUAUUGUCACUUGUGGAAGAAAUCGAAGAUGGAGAAGAAAUUCUUGCCACUUCCACCACUUCGAAAAUCACCACAAGAAUCUUCAAUUCAUGUUCAAGAACUUUUGAGUGAUUCAAUUCCAGAGGCAGAGGGGGAGAUUUCAUCACCAUCUACCUCUGUUCUUGUUUCAUCUACCAGCAUCGAAUCCGCGUUUUCCGCUUCAGAAGAAAAUGAGAAAUUGAAGAAUCUGGAUCUGUUGAAUCAAGAGGCGAAGGUAGAAGAAAAAUUGCAGAAAUUCAAGCCACAAACAUCGAAUCAUAAGUUGUUAUCUGAAAUUUCUUUUUCUGCAAUUGAUCGUUUCGUCGACGUCUUCAUCGAACAAGAUCUGGUUUCGCCAAGAUUGGAAUCAAUUGAACACAGUCUUGCCAUCAUUGUAGAGGUAUUGGAAUCUCGCAAUUCAAUUUUUCCCGUUUCUGCUGCAAAUCACUUUGAGCAUCUCGAUCUCUAUGGUAUUCUCGACACUGUUUUUGAUCCCGGCGGUGUGGUUACGCCUCUCUCUGUAAAGCUACUUUAUGGUGCGAUGAUAUUCGUCUCACCGUCAACCUUUGGUUUGCUCAUCGUGUUCGUUGUUGAAUUUUCCGUUGAAUUCAUCGUCCUUGUUUUCGAUCCCGGCGGGAAUCGUCACCGAUCACAGUUAAAGUCUCUAACUACUAUCCUCACUUCAGAAGAAAAGCACACACAGGUCAGUGAUUCAGAAUCUCCAUCGUCCUUCAUUGACUCUGAACUCAAACUGGCUUCUGAACUCAAGUUUGCUUCACAACUCAAUCUGGCCUCUGGUAUACCUUCUGAUACAACUUCAAACUUUUGCAUCUAUCAUCCGUAAUUGGAUUUUAUUGUAGUCUUGAGUUUGAAAUUUCAUCCAUGUUUUGGAAUUUUUUUGGGAGCAGCUCUAAGAAUUGAAAUAGUUGAUGAUAUUUGUUGAAGUUGAUUAAUCAGUUUUGGUUCUGUUUGGCGCUUGGUUUUUUUUUUUUCAAACUCAUACCAAGGAUUCUCUUGCUAUGAGUUUAAGGGAGGCUAUUACAAUAUAGAAGUUAGUUCUACAACAUUGUUCAAGUUUUGUUCUGAAGGUUUAUAGAGUUGAAGCGUUAUCAGGUUCUGAAUGUUUUUGGUCAAUCAAAUGGUUGUUGAAGGUUUGGCUUUUGUAUCACUGUUAUUGAUACUUUUGGUUGCAUACAAGUGGCAGCACCAAUUGUAGAGUAAAAUUUGUUUGAAUUUACUACUUUCCAAUGUGGAUUUUAGCUUACUGGUGUUGGAUUGUUAGAUGUGUUUGAGAGGAAUUCAAUUUGGAGCAGCAGAUUUUAGUGAUUGGCAAUUUAAUUUGAAGCCUCAAACUCUCUGUUUCAUUGCUUGAGGACAUUAGAGAUAUUAUUGGAAUGAAGGGCUCUUGGUUAGAGUUUGUUGAUUAUUUUGUAAUGAUCUCAAGCUUGUUCUAGAGGCAAAUUCAUAUUAUGAUGGAAUGCCCCUACUACUUCUUUGGUUUAUUUUGUUGGCUAAGAAUUGUGCACAAGCUGCCAUGAAUUGCUACUGUUGCAGUUUAUUUUGUGAGGUUACUGAGAUAUGCCAAAACCUUGUUACUGCUAUUAAGGUUUAGGAGAAUGAUGAAGCUUGGAUUCUUUUCAUGUUUGAGCCCUGGAUCGCAUGGUUGGAUUCCUAUUGGACGUGGGUCUCAUGUUUGAUGCAAUAGAAUUUUAGUUUGUAUUUUCAUUGUGAUUCAAACUCAAAUUGGAAAAUUUUCCAAUGUUGAGUUUGAGGGAGGAUGUUAAGAAUAAUGGUGAUUAGUUAGUAGUUUCUAUUAGUUAGUUAGAGUUUAUAUGAGUUUGUUAUAGUUUGUUAUU